Hypoxylon trugodes is the source of this 1569-nucleotide messenger RNA. RefSeq names its product DEAD-domain-containing protein. Bases 1 to 1569 code for a protein of 522 amino acids. Gene Ontology annotation, cellular component: P-body; cytoplasmic stress granule. The record is from RefSeq and is a predicted model, not a curated record. Lineage: Eukaryota; Fungi; Ascomycota; Sordariomycetes; Xylariales; Hypoxylaceae. Gene Ontology annotation, molecular function: ATP binding; RNA helicase activity; mRNA binding. The transcript has 2 exons. Gene Ontology annotation, biological process: cytoplasmic stress granule assembly; P-body assembly.
AUGACGGACGCUUUAGCAGCACAACUUCGGGCAUCGACCCUGAAUGAUGCUUCCAAAAACGAAGACUGGAAAAAGUCCUUGAACAUCCCUACUCGCGAUAGUAGACAACAAACAGAGGAUGUCACAAACACAAAAGGAUUAGAAUGGGAGGAUUUCAACUUGAAGCGCGACCUACUAAUGGGCAUAUUCGAAGCUGGCUUUGAGAAACCCUCUCCCAUCCAAGAAGAAUCUAUUCCGGUAGCCCUAACAGGACGAGAUAUCCUAGCACGAGCAAAGAAUGGUACCGGAAAAACUGCAGCUUUCGUCGUACCCGCGCUAGAACGGAUCAACCCAAAAGUCAACAAGAUCCAAUGCUUAAUACUAGUACCGACGAGAGAACUUGCUAUGCAGACAUCUCAAGUCUGCAAGACCCUCGGCAAGCACCUUGGAAUAAACGUCAUGGUCACCACUGGAGGUACCACCCUCCGCGAUGAUAUCGUCCGUCUACAGGACCCUGUCCACAUAGUAGUGGGCACCCCCGGUCGUAUCCUCGAUUUAGCUGGCAAGAGCGUUGCCGACCUUAGCGAAUGCCCCAUGUUUAUCAUGGAUGAGGCUGACAAGUUGCUUUCUAUCGAGUUCACUCCCGUUAUCGAGCAGUUGCUACAAUUCCACCCUAAGGAUCGCCAGAUUAUGCUCUUCUCAGCUACGUUCCCCCUAUCGGUGAAGGACUUUUCGGACAAGAACAUGGACAGGCCUUACGAAAUCAACCUAAUGGACGAGCUUACUCUACGUGGUAUCACCCAAUACUACGCCUUUGUCGAAGAGAAGCAAAAGGUUCAUUGCUUGAACACUUUGUUCUCUAAGCUCCAGAUCAACCAGUCCAUUAUCUUCUGUAACUCGACCAAUCGUGUGGAACUGCUAGCCAAAAAGAUAACAGAGCUUGGCUACUCAUGCUUCUACAGCCACGCGAAGAUGGCACAGCAUGCCCGAAACCGUGUGUUCCACGACUUCCGGAACGGUGUCUGUCGUAACCUUGUUUGUUCUGAUCUUCUUACACGUGGUAUCGAUAUUCAAGCCGUCAACGUCGUCAUCAACUUCGACUUCCCCAAGAACGCCGAAACCUAUCUUCACCGUAUUGGCCGUUCCGGACGAUACGGCCAUCUUGGUCUGGCUAUUAACCUCAUCAACUGGGACGAUCGGUUCAAUCUAUAUAAUAUCGAGAAAGACCUUGGCACGGAGAUUCAACCAAUCCCUGCUACCAUCGAUAAGAGCCUCUACGUUUAUGAGAACCCCGAAAGCAUCCCUCGUCCGGUUAACACGUACGCCGCGAGACCACCGAAUGCCACGACUCAACCCCAGUUUAACGACCCUCCUUCGCAACAGCAGGCAAACAACUUCCCGCCUACCCAGAACAGACAGGGCAACCAGGGUGGUCGUGGCGGUCACUACAAUGACUCGCAACCUCCUCAAUACCAAUCCAACCGUGGAACUGGCCGUGGUGGACGAGGCGGCAACCGUGGCCGGGGUGGGCGCGGUUACAACAACUAUGGUCGCGGCGGCGGUCGUGGCCAGAGUCAACCACCCCAAUAA